ACGCGUUAGUAUCCAUCCGGAAAUGGAGCGACUUGAUUUGUGGAGCAGGGCUCGUCUGUUCUUCCACCUGCUCGCCACCGUGCACCUGGGCUAUGCCAUCUACUUCGACUGGCGGUAUGCCCAGUUGCCACAGGUGGCGGUGACCCUGCGGCUGGAGCCACCGAUUGGGGGCAAGUUCAAGUACAUGACCUUUCUGGGCGGCCUCCUGCAGCUGGGCUACUAUGCCCUGGCGCUGACCUUUGACCUCCUGCGCCUGAGAUCGCUGAGGAAACUGCGAGACUACAUCUUCGCCAGCUUUGCCAUACCGCUGUCGCUCACAGUGGGUUUAACCUUCUGGACACUCUUUGCCAUCGAUCGGGAAUCGAUAUAUCCUGUGCUGCUGGACUUGGUCUAUCCCAACUGGCUGAACCACACCAUGCACACCUUCGUCGUGCUCUACGCCAUUGUGGAGCUCGGGAUCACACGACAUCGAUAUCCGGAACGCAGGCGAGGAUUGACUGGACUGGGCGCCUUCAUGGUGGGUUACCUGGUGUGGAUACACAUCGUGUGGUUCAGGACCGGCAUCUGGGUGUAUCCCUUCCUUGGCGGCAUCGCCUGGCAGCUGAGAGUCCUCUUCUUCGUCCUUAUCAUGGUCCUCGGAUUCGUCUACUAUCUCCUUGGCGAGCGAGUUAAUCUCGUUUUGUUACAGAGAACUGCUGGCACUCACAGGUGAAAUGGUAACGAUGUCCAUCUGGUAAUUUAAGGAAAAUAACGUAUUUGAUCAAAUAAAUAAUCCCCCCUUUCAUAUUAAAUUAAACAUGAUUACUGAGGAAAGCCAAGCUGUGUAACUAUUCAAAUCGUACAAAGACAAAGUAAUAAAGUGUAAACAUUUUGCUAGAAA
Molecule: messenger RNA, 880 nt
Organism: Drosophila teissieri
Lineage: Eukaryota; Metazoa; Arthropoda; Insecta; Diptera; Drosophilidae
Product: androgen-induced gene 1 protein
Exons: 1
Coding region: 23-712 (229 amino acids)
Cellular component (GO): endomembrane system; membrane
Source: RefSeq, a predicted model, not a curated record